This is a messenger RNA of Pungitius pungitius (ninespine stickleback), 1837 nucleotides long. Its product is annotated as cholesterol side-chain cleavage enzyme, mitochondrial. The transcript is spliced from 9 exons. Gene Ontology annotation, biological process: cellular response to peptide hormone stimulus; glucocorticoid biosynthetic process; cortisol metabolic process. Bases 25 to 1575 code for a protein of 516 amino acids. Gene Ontology annotation, cellular component: mitochondrial inner membrane. Lineage: Eukaryota; Metazoa; Chordata; Actinopteri; Perciformes; Gasterosteidae. Gene Ontology annotation, molecular function: heme binding; oxidoreductase activity, acting on paired donors, with incorporation or reduction of molecular oxygen; monooxygenase activity. The record is from RefSeq and is a predicted model, not a curated record.
AAAGGGAGAAUCUUUGUUUUCGGGAUGGCCGGGUGGAGCGUGUGGCGAAGCCCCGUGGCGGGGUCCCUGUCCUGGAUAGGAGAGCUGACGACAGGUGUGCGCUGCGGCAGCAGUAUGCCGGUGGUCAGACAGGUAUACUCGGACAGCGGCAGCGUUGUCCGGCCUUUUAACGAGAUUCCUGGACUGUGGAAAAAUGGCGUGGCUAACUUGUAUAACUUUUGGAAAUUGGAUGGCUUCAAAAACCUUCACCGCAUCAUGUUACAGAACUUCAACACUUUUGGACCCAUUUACAGAGAAAAGGUGGGCUACUAUGAAAGUGUGAAUAUCAUCAACCCCGAAGACGCUGCUAUCCUGUUCAAAGCAGAGGGCCAUCAUCCUAAAAGGCUGAACGUUGAAGCCUGGACGUCAUACAGAGACUUCAGGAAUCGCAAAUACGGAGUUCUUUUAAAGAAUGGAGAAGACUGGAGAUCAAACCGCGUGAUUCUCAACAAGGAGGUGAUUUCGCCGAAGGUGCUUGAGAAUUUUGUGCCUUUGCUCGACGAAGUGGGGCAGGACUUUGUAGCGAGGGUCCACAAAAAGAUAAAGCGAAAUGGCCAGAACAAAUGGACCACUGACCUCUCUCAAGAGCUCUUUAAAUAUGCACUCGAGUCCGUGAGCUCAGUGCUGUAUGGGGAGCGGCUAGGUCUGAUGCUGGACUACAUCGAUCCCGAAGCGCAACAUUUCAUUGACUGCAUCACGCUCAUGUUCAGGACGACCUCACCCAUGCUGUACAUACCUCCUGCCCUGCUGAGGCGCAUUGGAGCCAAGGUGUGGCGGGACCACGUGCGGGCUUGGGAUGGGAUCUUCAACCAAGCGGACCGGUGCAUUCACAACAUCUACAGGCAGUUACAAAAGGAAGAUGGCACUUCAAAGAAAUAUCCAGGAGUCCUGGCCAGCCUGCUCAUGCUGGACAAGCUGUCCAUCGAAGACAUCAAGGCCAGUAUCACAGAGCUAAUGGCUGGAGGAGUGGAUACCACUUCUAUAACGCUGCUGUGGACGUUGUAUGAACUAGCUCGCCACCCCACCCUCCAGGAGGAGCUGAGGGCGGAGGUGGUUGCAGCCCGAGCCGAGAGCCAGGGAGACCUGAUGGAGAUGCUGAAGCGGAUUCCUUUGGUCAAAGGAGCUCUAAAGGAAACCCUGAGGUUACACCCAGUUGCAGUGAGCUUGCAAAGAUACAUAGCACAAGACAUCAUCAUUCAAAACUACCACAUCCCAGCUGGGACUCUGGUUCAGUUAGGACUCUAUGCAAUGGGCAGAGACCCCAAAGUGUUUUUUCGUCCGGAGCAGUACCAGCCGUCCCGCUGGCUGCGGACCGAGUCGCACUACUUCAGGAGCCUGAGCUUCGGCUUCGGCCCCCGCCAGUGUUUAGGCCGCAGAAUAGCCGAGGCAGAGAUGCAACUAUUCCUUAUCCAUAUGCUCGAGAACUUCCGGGUGGAGAAACAGCGUCACGUGGAAGUGCAGAGUACCUUUGAGCUCAUCCUCCUACCAGAGAAGCCCAUAAUACUGACUCUGAAGCCUUUACAGGCUACUCGGUAACAAUCUGAGAAACAAUCUGUGGUGCAUGAGAAGCGCACACUCAUUUCAAAGUAUAAAUGCACAGCAAGAAGACAUUAGGAGAGAAAAGAACAAAAACAUUCAUGAAAAAAUGAAUAGUAGUCAAUAAAUAAAAAUGGAACUGUAGCAUGUGUACAAUAUAAUAAAAAACCUGGAAUGUACAGAUGCUUUAUUCCAUGUGUAUAAUGGCAAAAAUAUUUAAAAGUAUAUAACGGUGAUGAAUAAAACAAUGCAAAUGAUUCAA